Messenger RNA from Xenopus laevis (African clawed frog), 1384 nucleotides. RefSeq names its product E3 ubiquitin-protein ligase DCST1-like. The annotation marks the transcript as partial. Lineage: Eukaryota; Metazoa; Chordata; Amphibia; Anura; Pipidae. The record is from RefSeq and is a predicted model, not a curated record. The transcript is spliced from 8 exons.
UUUUUCCUGUUAUGGGCCCUGUAUAUUUAUGUGAUAGCAAGUUAUGGCCCUUGUUGUACUUAUAGGCUGAACCUAAUGCAUCUCCCCCUGUUGCUCUUUUCUCAGCUAUAUUUUCCUUCGGAUGGGCAAUGUCCACUAAUUUCCGCUGCUCGACAUUGAUGAUAUUCCUGCUUAUCAUGUGCCAAAGGACAGGUGCCCUAACAACUACAGUUGCUAUCAAAGCAAUCACUGAUGGUAUGUACUGGCUAGUCAUUCUACUUACUCCGUAUUUGUUCUUUACAAUGUACUAAACCCUCUUCUCUUUUUAGGCCCUGUUCCUAAUAUGAUGAAAAAUAUAGAAUUACUUGUAAUGAGCUUUGAGUGUACAGGAGAGAUGACCCUUAACCACACAAAGAUGAUGUACACAUCAAUGAUGGAACCUGUAAAGAGGAUAUUUGGUCAAUUGACGAAACGGUCAUCGAAUUUGACAAAGGACACCAAAGAAAUAACUGAUGAUUUCCGUGAGGUAGAAGAAGAAGUUGAAAGCACUGAGGGAUACGACAAUGUGAGAGAGAAAGAACUGAUAAUGGAAGAAAUCGAGAGAAACAAAACGUUACUAAUGAAUACUCAGAAGAAAUUUAGCAUGAAGACUUUCCUACGCUGUGAAUAUCUCUUUGAAAUGGGCAUAGGGAAGUGCCAUGAAUGGUUUGAUCAGAAAUAUGAUGAAUGCAUGGAGACAAUAUGGUUACCUCUUCUCAAUCAUGCAUUGUGCUGGCCAAUGAAAUUGAAAUUUGUCUGCGGCGCUUUAAAUUGGUUCCUGCCAUUGUGCAAGAAGCACAUCCGCAUCGACCCUUUGUUUGGAGAACUCUAUGAUAAUAUCAGUGGGGCCAUUGACACAUUCAAGCAAAAUGUCACCAUAGAUGUUCAAAUUACGGUCAGAAACAAAACCAUAUUUGAUACGACACUGAAGAAAGUCAAACAAAAUGUGUCUGAAACCGUUGAAGAGAGCGAAUCAGUUUCACAGAAAGCUAUGAAGGCUAUAAAAAUAGUUUUGUCUCUACUCUUCCUCCAAUACAUCAGUUCAGCUUUUGGCUAUGUUAAGAAUUACAAUUCAAACCUUCGCCACGACAAUGUGUACAUAACAACGUACUUCAAACAAAUCGACGCUCGUAGGAGGAAGCAGGGAAAGAGGCACCUGCUACCGCUGAAAAAAGGGGAACGUGCAGAUUUAAUUUACCCAAUAAACUUUGCCCUCCAUGGACCAGAGGUGAAAGCAUUGACAAGCGCUAUGAUAAAGUGCAUUCCGCUGAUUGUUAUUUGCCUGCUUUUACUUGGACUGGAUUUGGGUGUCCAAAAUAUCAUGGACAUCACUAUCAAGCACUCCAAUAUUAGCUACAACUUUGGC